Ectocarpus sp. CCAP 1310/34 is the source of this 1932-nucleotide messenger RNA. Lineage: Eukaryota; Phaeophyceae; Ectocarpales; Ectocarpaceae. The record is from the annotation of a GenBank genome assembly.
CUGCUGUGCUUGGUCUGUCGAAGGAGAGGGAAGGAGAUUACUUCCACAACAGUAGCUGCUCGAGUAUCGCGCGAUUGGGCUGGGGAGCAGCAUCGGUGAAAGCGCGUUUGUUCCCGGCCAACCAAGCAGAACCCAAGAGCUAUUAUACCAGAGAUCAACCAACACCCGCAACGGACAAAACGUUCCAGCAGCAGCUGUGCAGGCAGAAGGGAACAACCAAGGCAGGGUUACUUGGCCCGACCUGAGAGCGUGCGUUGCGCCUGAGCUGCACGUUUUUUGGCGCUUCCGUCCGAGACCAUGACUACGCGACAAGCGGAGCCGUACGACCACCUCUUCAAGCUGUUGCUGGUUGGAGAUGCUGCUGUUGGAAAGAGCAGCAUCAUGUUGCGAUUCACAGACGACACUUUCGACGAUCAUCUGCAGAGCACCAUCGGGGUCGACUUCAAGGUGAAAAUGGUCGAUGCGGGGGGCAAAAGGAUAAAGAUGACGAUCUGGGACACCGCUGGCCAGGAGCGGUUCCGCACGUUGACGAGCUCGUACUACCGAGGGGCACAGGGGAUCAUGCUCGUGUAUGAUGUAACGCGACCGGAGACUUUCGACAACUUAUCCAAGUGGCUAGAAGAGGUGGAGACGUACCAUCCUGGCAGGGGAAGGGAGGUAGUGAAGCUGCUAGUGGGGAACAAAGUGGACAAGGAGAGGGUGGUUACGCGUGCUCAGGCUGAGGAGUACGCGCGCAGCAAGGGUAUGCUGUUUUUGGAGGCCAGCGCGAAAACGAAGGUCGGUGUGAAGCAGGUCUUCGAGGAGGUGGUCCAAAAGAUCCUCGACAACCCCAGCCUGCUCGCGAACACCGCUCCCGGGAGACCGAGAGACACCGUCGACCCUUCCAGGCCGAAUCCCAACCAGGCGGGGGGAGGGCUCUGCUGCGGCUGAUCGGAUCGAAUGGACUGAUGAGAUUUGAUUGGAUGCCGGGUAGUCCCAACCACGAGGGCUCUGCUGUGGCUGAUUGGAUUUGGUGGUGGACGGGUGGGACUUGAUUGAUUGCCGGGUCAGGCUAGUUUUUUUUUUUUUUGCUGCCGACACCCCGGGGGCACCGACUGGUGUUUUUUUGCCGGGCGGGGGGGAACGGGGGGGUCGCUUCGAAGUGCGAGUUGUAAAAGGGGGUCCCCGCUGUGGGGUGACUUCCUGGACAGGUGUAAUACUGCUGUAGGAGCCCUUAAAUUUUCUGAGAUAGUCGUUUUUUUUCUUGUUGAGGGAUUGAGUAUUGGUGGGAAAAAACCGUGGUCGGCUGCUGUUGGUGGUGUCACCCAGUGCGGACGACUACAAGCCCGCAGUUUCAUUGUCGCUGAAGUUUGUUUCAUGGUAAAGCUCUCGGUUAGUUCCGAUUUAUCCGGCUGGUCAAAGUAUCCUUGGCCUGUGGGCAAUCCCAGCGAAACGUCGAAACCUCCCUUUUUUGCGUCAUUGGGAGGUCGUUGUUGUUGUUUUUGCUAUAAUACUGUUGCUGUUGUGUUGUAGUGGAGAGUCGCGUGUGCGCGUGCGUGAGUCGCGCGAACCGCCCAAAACGGAACAAUUUUUCAUCGGUGUUGGCGUCCUGCUAUAUAAUAUGCACGGUGGUGCUGGCUGGGGCAGCAAGGAGCUUGAUUCAACCAAGUCAAACUUCCCUCGUAGGUCACGAAUCACGCUGAAACUUCGUGAGCGCUUCUAAAGCGGCAGGAGAAGAGCGUAAGGGUGGCUGGGGCUGUCGUGCGGAAUCGGCUCAAAAAAGUGCGUGGUUUGGAGCUUCCGAAUGAGGUCGACGUACGUACGCACCAAAGUUUUAUUUUCCGCUGGUUUUAAUUUCCGCUGGUAGCAAUAUGAAUGGUAGUAGUUGGUAAUGGUGAUAGUUAGUAGUAGAGAGGCUAAAGAAGGUAAUAUACAUACACACAUACACAAAUA